Molecule: messenger RNA, 1411 nt
Organism: Sabethes cyaneus
Lineage: Eukaryota; Metazoa; Arthropoda; Insecta; Diptera; Culicidae
Product: cysteine-rich venom protein 6-like
Exons: 2
Coding region: 970-1338 (122 amino acids)
Source: RefSeq, a predicted model, not a curated record
UCCAAUGGGUGUUUAUCGGCCGGUUUGAUCAAUAAAUUUGAUGACCACAGCCACGCUGAGGGUAGAAACACCGAGUGGUGGCUUUCAGACACGCCUCUUGACUAUCGAUGACUUCCUGGACGGAAUAGAUACUUUGUGCGCGCGUGAAUACGGACACUGGCAGGUCCUUCAGAACUGACGAAGAAAGAAUUUGCUGUGCGUUGCGAAUACGUUGCUGGUUUACGUAAUUAAACGGGCGGAAUUUCCGCGAAAUGACGCUAAUUGUUAAAAACGUUGGAUUACUGUCAUGUUUACAGUACUCUUAGGUAUUUGAAGAACGAAUUUGAAAGGCGAUGUCAUUCUAAAGUACAAGUUCCUGCGAAUAUAUGAAACGCAAUUCUUGCGAAUCGCUAAAGUGGCAAAACUCGUGUGCUUAUUACUUUGUAAAUAUUGGGAGGAAUGUAGAAGCAAGGUCACCAUUUCGAAGUUCGUUAGGGUUUGAAUCAAAUAAUAAUAUUUAACCAAUUUGUGAAAAAUAUUUUGAUGGCAAUAAUAUGAACAAAUAUUAGUGUAUUGCUUGUGUCAACAUCGGCAGUAAGUAUCAACCAGUUACUGUUUUAAAUUUUGUCUAACGAACAUCGUCAAAGGUUAGAGCCAGACACAGCCGGCGAAACCGGUGGUUUGCCGUAAGAAAGAUUCAAUCUAAACAAUUGCAUGCGGACGUUACCGGCACAUCAGGAAAUUUUUUUCUGUUUUCAAGUAAGAACACGUGCAAAUUCGAUCUAAUUCCGUCAAUUGGGUAAACUCGCUUCGGAACGCUAUAGCUCGAUGCCUUUAACUCUAGUUUAGCGUAAUGCUCACGUUCCUUCUGCAGGUUAACCUGCAGAAGGUUGAUCUUCCUUAAUCAUAGCAGUAUAAAUUGUCUCGGUUCGGUUCAAACGCUAUCCAUUGCCGUUGAUCACAUUGACAAUUAAAGGACUCUUGAAAAAAAUGAAACUGGUAAUUGUUGCAAUCAUUGCCGCCGUGUGCGUUUCUAUGGCAUAUGCUGUACCAUACAAUACGUACUGCAGUGGAGUCAACGAAGUCUUUUCAACCUGUGGAUCUGCUUGUCCGCAAACCUGUGAUAACUACCGAUUGGGUGCGCUAGGAUGUAAUCGGCCCUGCCAGCGAGGAUGCUUCUGCCGUACGGGUUAUGUCCGCAAUUCGGUAGGAGUUUGCGUGGAACCUGUCCAGUGUACCAGACGAACGAUUCGUGUUCAACAGUCCAGUGUAGGAUACUAUCCGGGCAGCUACUAUGGUGGCUACGGAUACGGGCUAGGAUAUGCACCCGAUAAUCUUUUGCGAUCCGUUGUUUAUUAAGUAGACUCUUAGUGUCUUAGUUUAACCCAAUGAUAUUCUCGCAAUCGGAAUGGAAAAUGUAUUUGUAGACAUA